Messenger RNA from Microstroma glucosiphilum, 1880 nucleotides. RefSeq lists its product as hypothetical. The transcript has a single exon. The coding region runs from base 78 to 1727 and encodes 549 amino acids. The record is from RefSeq and is a predicted model, not a curated record. NCBI's taxonomy places the organism in Eukaryota, Fungi, Basidiomycota, Exobasidiomycetes, Microstromatales, Microstromataceae.
GGCCUUUGCUCUUUGUCAUAAAUUUUGUAUCUCCCACACCUUCACUCGCCUGUAUAGCGGGUGCCCUCGUCGUCGUCAUGUCUUUCAAGGAGGGCAUGACUCCGUAUGACCUCUGGAAGGACACCCAUGAUGACAGCUAUCACGACGAGGUGAGCAUACCUAUGCUAUCAGGCUACGAGCGCACGGAAGAGGACGCCUACUGCUCUGUUCAGAAGGUCACGAGGCUCUUCAGCGGCUGGAACUUGGUUCAAGUAUGCUUGUUGGCGGCCGUUGCCUCGAUUCCUCUACACGUCUAUUUUCGAGUGUGCUCGCCCCUAUUGGGCUUCCUCACCUACUCCGUCGUUGCUCUACCUUUCUCGAUCCUGGUCUACCUCACCUCGUCACCCAAAGGGUAUACAAUAUCUCUCUCGAAGCCUGAGCCCAGCUCGCCCCCCAGCUAUUCGUCAGCAUCAUGGCCCUGGUCACGCUCUCCCUCGACGUCCUUGUCGAUUCCAGCCCUGGUCUAUCUGCUAGGCUGUGCCUGGUCCUUGUGCGUCUGGGCUUUUCUUCUAGGCACUGCGCUCUUCCGAGGUUUGCAUCUCAGCGCCGACGUCUUCAGCUCCGCGCCGCCCACGAUUGCCGAAGUAGGCGCCACGAGCCCGGGCCACUCGGUUUUCUUUGCAGUCAACCUCUACAACUCGGCCGAGGUGCUGCCUGCCUUCUCCAAGUCGCUCAAGGAGCUCUGCUCCUCCCUUGGCCAUCGCAACGUAUUUGUCUCCAUCUAUGAGUCCAACUCAUCCGAUGACACUUGCGAGCGACUGCAGAUCCUAGGCGAGGAGCUCAAAGCGCUAGGCAUUCCUCAGUCUGUGCGGUGUGGGAAGCACUCCGUCAGACAUGGCAAGGUGGCCGGGGUGAUUUCCAGCUACUCGCGCAUCGAGUACCUGGCUUCUGUUCGAAAUGAGGCGCUGGCUCCGCUAGAUGACCUUGGCUCACUAGACUCAAACGUAGGGCCAUUCUCUCACGUUGCCUGGCUGAAUGACAUCUUCUUCGACCCAGUCGACGUCAUCACCUUGUUGAACACAAAAGGAGGUGAAUUCGACCAGGUCUGCGCAAUUGAUACGGUGCCCAUGGGUUUCUACGACACCUGGGUCACGCGCGACAUCAACGAGGCGCGUUUGAAGCCUCUGUGGCCCUACUUCUCCAGCGCAGAGGACAUCGCAUCGAUGAGGGUGGAGGAACCUAUCUUGGUCAACAGCUGCUGGAAUGGCCUCACCAUCUUCGAUGCCUCUUGGUUCACCUCUCACUCCCGUCGACCGCUAUUGCUACAGGAGAGUGCGAAAGCAGAAGUGCAAGCUAAGCACAACCUGAGCCUUCCACUGCGCUUUCGCGCCUCACCAGCGCCGCAUUGUCUGACGUCCGAGUGCCUCCUCACCUCGUACGACCAGCACCUCCUCUCAGCGCCUCAUCGUCCACGCAUCUACAUCAAUCCACAAGUGCUAGUGAGCUACGAUGCUUCUACUCUCGCCCUCUACCACGUAUGGAGUCGAUGGUGGAUCUCGAGAGCUUGGCUCUUUGUCUGGCAGGACGUCAUCUCGACUCGUCUAUUUGGGAGAGUGACAGACUGGGGGAGGAAGUUGCCAAAGUGCGCGCAGGAGCUUCAUGCUGGCUGGGCCAAGCUGGACGCACCGCUCCGGCCCUUGGCGCCUUUAGUCGUUGACGGCGUCAACGGAACACAAGUCUCAACGUAGAACCUCGUCUUUGACCCUUCCCUUUCUUACUUGUUCUUUCUCUUCACUGUACAUACCUUGCCGCUCGUGUUUGUCACCUUUGUAUACCCUUCCGGCAUCCGUGCUCCCCUCCUGUGCAUAGCAGUGCCGUCAGUCUCCCCAUGUCGCCGCCUC